Molecule: messenger RNA, 900 nt
Organism: Vigna unguiculata (cowpea)
Lineage: Eukaryota; Viridiplantae; Streptophyta; Magnoliopsida; Fabales; Fabaceae
Source: RefSeq, a predicted model, not a curated record
AUGGUUACACCACAACUUCGUCAACCACCGCCAGAUCUGAAACACAAAACGAAAGAUCUAUGCAGUGCGGCAGCGUUUUGGGAAACCAGAAAAACUCUUUUCUUCUCUUCUCCUCCACUCCACUCCACUUCACCCGCGGCCAAACAUCACACUCUCUUCUCUUCUCUUCUCUUCUCCUCCACUCCACUCCACUCCACUCCACUCCACUCUCCACUCCACCCGCGUUUUGGGAAAGCAGAAACCACCCACUUUUCUUUCUCCUCCACCCACGUCGCUGGCGAGGAAACACGAAGGCAGAGUGCACCAUCGGACUGCGAUUCACGACGCCACCAUCGGACUGCGAUUCACGACGAUUCCGACGGCCACCACCACCGCGAAGAUAGGGACUUGUUGAGCAUCCCAAUCACUACUGUUGCAUCUGAAUCUGCUUUCAGCAUUGGUUCAAGGAUCUUGAAUAAGUAUAGAAGUCGUCUAUUGUCAAAACAUGUUGAAGCAAUUAUUUGUACUAGCAGCUGGAUGCAUGGGUUUCGUGAAUAUGAUGAUGAUGAUGAUGACAAUGGAAUAGCUGAGGGGAGUACUUCUAAGGCUGCAUCUAAUAACCCUGGCACUGAAUUGGAUAUUGAUGAAAAUUGAAGUUGCUUGCACUUUGGUUAUGGACCAUGCCGAAUGAUGUUCUGAUUCAGACAUGUUAUUGAUGCUGCAAAAGUGACCUUGAUGACUUGCAGUUGGAGAGAGCAAAACGUCAUUUACAUGUGUUUUUAAUCAUUUCAAUUUGUUUGGACUUUCAUGAUCCUCCUCUUUUUAGGUUACAUUAAAUCAUGGACUAUUGUAUUAAUGCAGACCACCCUGACUAUUGUUUGUGAUCAUUUUCUUGUCUGAAUGAACCUGCCUGAUGCUUAA